Molecule: messenger RNA, 3133 nt
Organism: Chenopodium quinoa (quinoa)
Lineage: Eukaryota; Viridiplantae; Streptophyta; Magnoliopsida; Caryophyllales; Amaranthaceae
Product: peptidyl serine alpha-galactosyltransferase-like
Exons: 8
Coding region: 278-2812 (844 amino acids)
Molecular function (GO): glycosyltransferase activity
Source: RefSeq, a predicted model, not a curated record
UCAAAUGUCAACCCUUUGAAGAACACGACAAUUCAUUCAUUAAUCAAUCAUUCCAUCAUUUUCAACCCAUUAAUUAAAUAAACCUCAAAAUAUAAACUUGAUCACAGAAAUCAUAGUAAGACAAUAAGGGCAACAACCCCUUGUUCCAAUCCAACAACAUUUCAAUUUUUUUUUGAUUUUUUGACAAAUUCAAUUUUCUUACCCAAAACCCACGAAAAUUUUAUAUUCAUAAAUCACGAUCAUCCUAAAUUGUAUAAUUCUGUAUUCAACUACUUGCAUGUUUUCAUUCACAAUUUUUAUUCAAUUUUUGGACAUUUUUCAAAUAAUAGACCAUGAUAAACAGAUCUCUGAAUCAAUUUCCUUGACUUCAAUGAGGUCUUUUAUGGAGAUUUUGGUGUUCUUGGUAACUUUUUUGAGUUUAGGUACAAUAGGGCUUUCAGAGGAGUACAGAGUUGGGGAAGCUCCUUGGAGAAUCCACACAUUAUUCUCAACAGAAUGCAACGAUUAUUUCGAUUGGCAAACAGUUGGAAUUAUGCACAGUUACCGGAAAUCGGGUCACCCGGGGCCGAUUACCCGGCUUCUGAGCUGCACAGAGGAGGAGAAGAAACGGUAUCGAGGUUUCGACUUAGCUCCGACUAUGGAGGUCCCUUCUAUGAGCAGACAUCCAAGAACUGGUGACUGGUACCCUGCUAUUAACAAGCCCGCUGGGGUUUUGUAUUGGCUCCAGCAUAGUGAGGAUGCUAGGAAUGUUGAUUGGGUUGUAAUUUUAGAUGCUGACAUGAUCAUCCGAGGGCCAAUAGUACCUUGGGAAUUAGGUGCUGAGAAAGGCAGGCCUGUUUCUCAAUAUUAUGGGUAUUUAAUUGGAUGUGACAAUAUUUUGGCCAAGUUACAUACAAAACACCCAGAGCUAUGUGACAAGGUUGGGGGGUUGCUGGUUUUCCAUAUUGAUGACCUUAGAGCAGUGGCUCCAUUUUGGCUGUCUAAAUCUGAGGAAGUGCGAGAAGAUAGGGCUCAUUGGGCAACAAAUAUAACUGGUGAUAUAGACGGUACGGGAUGGAUCAGUGAAAUGUAUGGGUAUUCAUUUGGUGCUGCAGAAGUUGGACUCAGCCAUAAAAUUACUAAUGACCUGAUGAUCUAUCCUGGUUAUGUUCCAAGAGAUGGUGUUGAGCCAAUUCUCUUGCAUUAUGGCUUGCCAUUUGCAGUUGGGAACUGGUCUUUUACCAAGCUAGAUCAUCACCAAGAUGGAAUUGUUUAUGACUGUGGACGGCUCUUUCCUGAACCGCCUUAUCCAAGAGAGGUGAAAGUUAUUGAAGCUGAUCCAGGAAAAAGACGAGGCCUGAUGCUGAGCAUAGAGUGUAUGAAUACACUAAAUGAAGCCCUUUUGCAUCACCACAUAGCAAGAGGGUGCCCUAAGCCAAAAUGGACCAGAUAUUUAAGUUUCCUGAAGAGCAGAACACAUGCAGAGCUAACAAAGCCUAAAUAUCCUGGUGGCAUUAGAUGGCUAAAUGAAAAGGAUCACGAAGAGGAGUUGAUUGGUGAAGCUGGGAAACCAUAUCCGAAAAUCCAUACUAUCUUUUCUACUGAAUGCACCCCUUAUUUUGAUUGGCAGACUGUAGGCUUUAUGCAUAGUUUUCGUCUGAGUGGUCAGCCAGGCAAUGUCACUCGGCUUCUCAGCUGUACAGAUGAAGAUCUUAAGCAUUACAGUGGUCAUGAUUUGGCUCCAACUCAUUAUGUUCCUUCCAUGAGUGUACAUCCUUUCACGGGUGAUCGGUACCCAGCAAUCAAUAAACCAGCUGCAGUUGUUCAUUGGAUUAAUCAUGCACAGAUUGAUGCAGAAUAUAUUGUAAUUCUGGAUGCUGAUAUGAUUAUGAGAGGUGAAAUUACACCAUGGGAAUUCAAAGCAGCCCGUGGGCGUCCAGUUUCAGCUCCAUAUGGUUACCUGAUUGGCUGUGACAAUAUACUUGCAAAGCUCCAUACACGCAAUCCUGAAGCUUGUGAUAAGGUUGGAGGUGUUAUAAUAAUGCACAUAGAGGAUCUCCGGAAAUUUUCUAUGUAUUGGCUGCUUAAAACUCAGGAGGUACGAGCUGAUACAGAACAUUACUCCACGAAUAUCACUGGUGAUAUCUAUGAAGCCGGAUGGAUCAGUGAAAUGUAUGGUUACAGUUUUGGGGCAGCUGAGUUAAAUUUGCGGCAUCGAAUAGAUGGCACUAUAAUGAUGUAUCCAGGAUAUGCUCCCCAACUUGGUGUCAAUUACAGGGUUUUCCACUAUGGAUUGGUUUUCAAGGUUGGAGAUUGGACCUUUGACAAGGCUAAAUGGAGAGAUGUCGACUUAGUAAACAAAUGUUGGGCUAAGUUUCCUGAUCCUCCUGAUCCAUCAAAUCUUGAUAGAACCAAUGAAGAUGCGUAUUAUCGAGAUUUGCUUAGCAUAGAAUGUGGAAGAACACUGAAUGAUGCUCUGUAUCUCCAUCAUAAGAACAGAAAUUGCCCUGAUCCCAGUAAACUUGCCACAUUAGAUGAGGUGGUCAUGAACAAGGAAAAGAUAUAUAGGAAGUUUCGAAAUAUUAUUGAAAGUGAUGCCACAAGAAAUAGCUCUAACGAAAGUAAUGAUUCUCCGGAAUUACUGACACCUCCUGCAUCAAACCAAUUUAGUUCCAUCAGGAUUUGGCUAAUGGUUUUAUGGGGAGCUUGUUUUCUGGGUUUUGUGUCAUUGCUGUUGAAAGUAUAUGUGCGUGGUAAAAAGCGGAAAUCAAAGGGUAAGCAUUACAAGAGCAAGAAAAGGUCAUCGUACUCUGCAUUGCAUGAUUUGAAUUGAAGAAAUGCUAAUUCAUCUGAUAAACUGUGAAUAUCAUUCUAAUACUAUAAUGGCGGUGUUCUGAAAUGUUCUGCAUAUCCCUACACUUAUUUUUUCUAUAAAUGAAGAUGAAAAUAGUUUUGAUUUUCUCAAUCAAAAUACCCUUCUUUUUGGCAGAAUUCCUAAUUGUAACGUUUAUACUGAAGUUUAGGACUUUAGCAACCAAUUUAUUGCUGCAGGUAAAAGACAGAACUUACUGUUUUGCAGAUAUAUCAUAAGGUGUAGUUUUACAUUUCAGAUAAGUAAAGUAUAUGCAUAUAUCUGAAGUAUGCGGUUUUUUUU